AGGUUCCCAUAAAAAAGGGAUUAUCUACACUGACCAUGAAAUACAGACAUACCAGAUACAGGCAGGCAGUUUUUUUUUCCUCGCGGCGUGUCAUUUCUAUUAAGAAGGGGCGCAAGAAGCGCAGUUUCCCUGGGAACAUUCUUCAGCAAGACUCCUGUUCCGGUCUCCGACUCACACAUGAUCUCACCUUUAGGCUUUAUCCCCCCCACCUCCGCCGUAUCUCCAUGGAAACUGACAGCCACGCAGUCUCACCAACUUCCUUUUCUUUUACAGCAGAAUACUCGUAGCCUCCAUCAGACUCACGAUCACGAAUGCUUCAAGCUUCUGCAAGAAUUUGCAUAGCAGUGGAAACUAGCUACUAGUUUGUACAGCUAGCCGAGGAUGCCACCUCUGGAUGCCUUCGCUUGCCGGUGACGGCAGGGGAGGUCGACAGCCGAACCGACAGGCCUGCCUCGUUUGCCGGUCAUGGCGUAACCGUAUGUCUUCCACGCGCAGGCGCCGGCAGUGAGAGCGGAGGAAUACAAGGCCAAGGACGCGAUGCCGCAGCAACAGGCGAGGGCUCAGUGGCCGGCCGGCAGCGGCGGCAGCGGCAGCACGAGCGCGCGUGGCGAGUGGAUGGGCAUUGGCUCCGGCGAGAAGCUUGCGAGCGCUUAUGACCUCGUGGAGCGGAUGCAUUACCUGUACGUGCGCGUCGUCAAGGCGCGCGGGGUCCCCGUGGCCGUGGGCAGCCCCGGCGUCGUCGAGGUCCGCCUGGGAAACUACCGGGCCACGACGCCUCACCGCGAAGGGAUCCAUGAGUGGAACCAGGUGUUCGCCUUCUCCAGGGAGCGCGUCCAGGCCUCGGUGCUCGAGGUGUUCGUCCGGGACAAGGACGCCGCCCUGGCCUCGGCGCCAGACUACUACAUCGGCAAGGUCGCGUUCGACGUCGCCGAGAUCCCCGUGCGCGUGCCGCCCGACAGCCCGCUCGCGCCGCAGUGGUACCGCCUCGGGAACGCCGGUGGCAACGGCAAGAUGGCGCACGUCGAGGCCAUGCUCGCGGUGUGGGUCGGCACGCAGGCCGACGAGGCGUUCGCCGACGCAUGGCAUGCCGACGCGGCGUCGGUGCGCGGCGGCGAUGGCAUGGCCGUGCAGCAGAGCACGCGGUCCAAGGUGUACGUGACGCCCAAGCUGUGGUACCUCCGGAUAAACGUGCUGGAGGCACAGGACGUCGUGACCACUGCCCGUGUCGGCGCCGGCAGCAGGCACGUCGAGGUCUUCGCCAAGGUGCAAGUAGGCGGCAUGACGCUCCGGACGAAGCCGUGCUCCGUGAGGAGCGCCACGAGCCUGUCCUGGAACGAGGAGCUGGUCUUCGUGGUGGCGGAGCCGUUCGAGGACCCGGCGGUGCUCAUCGUCGAGGCCCGGGCGCACCCUGGCAACAACAACAACAAGGACGAGAUCGUGGGCCGCGCCGUGCUGCCUCUCACGAUCUUCGAGAAGCGGCUCGACCGCCGGACGGUCCACUCGCAGUGGUUCAGCCUGGAGCCGUUCGGGCAUCCGCUGACGUUCGCCGGCCGCGUCCACAUCCGGGCGUGCCUGGAGGGCGCGUACCACGUCAUGGACGAGCCGGCCAUGUACGCCAGCGACACGCGGCCCACGGCGCGGCAGCUGUGGCGCCCGCCCGUCGGCGUGCUCGAGGUCGGCGUCCUCGGCGCGCAGGGCCUGACCCCCAUGAAGACCACCGACGGCCACGGCGGCAGGGGCAGCACCGACGCGUACUGCGUGGCCAAGUACGGGCACAAGUGGGUGCGCACGCGGACCGUGGUGGACUCGUGCAGCCCGCGGUGGAACGAGCAGUACACCUGGGAGGUCUACGACCCGUGCACCGUCCUCACGCUCGCCAUGUUCGACAACUGCCACCUCGGCAACGCCCCCGGCGCCGUCACCAGAGACCAGAGGAUGGGCAAGGUGAGGAUACGGCUGUCGACGCUGGAAAUGGACAAGGUGCACGCCAACGCGCACCCGCUGCUCGUGCUGCACCCAUCUUCCGGCGCGCUGCGCAAGACCGGCGACCUCUGCCUCGCCGUGCGCCUCACGUCAGUCUCCCUCGCCAGCGUCGCGUGCCUCUACGCGCAGCCGCUCCUCCCCAAGAUGCACUACCUCCAGCCCUUCACCAUCCCUCAGCUCGACGCGCUCCGGCGGCAGGCCAUGGGCCUCGUGGCGGCGCGGCUGGGCCGGGCCGAGCCGCCGCUGCGCAGGGAGGUCGUGGAGCACGUGCUGGAGGCCGGCUCGCACGCGUGGAGCAUGCGGCGGAGCAAGGUCAACUUCUUCCGGGUCACGGCCCUCCUGUCUGGGGCCGCCAGCACGGCGCGGUGGCUCCUGGACGUGUGCCACUGGAGACGCCCGGCCACGACCGUCCUCGUGCACGUGCUCUUCGUCACGCUCACGUGCUUCCCGGAGCUCGUCCUGCCAACCGCGUUCGCGUACAUGGGCUUGGCGGGCCUCUGGAACUACCGGCGCAGGCCGCGGCGCCCGGCCAACAUGGACGCGAGGCUUUCCUGCGCGGACACGGCCCAACCCGAGGAUGUCGACGAGGAGAUGGACACGUUUCCCACGUCGAAGCCCAACGGCGUGGUGCGGCUGCGGUACGACCGGCUGCGGAGCGUGGCCGGGAGGAUCCAGACGGUGGUCGGGGACGUGGCCACGCAGGGGGAGCGCGUGCGGUCGCUGCUCGCCUGGAGGGACCCGAGGGCCACGGCGAUGUUCACGGCGCUCUGCCUCGUGGCAGCCGUGGCGCUUUAUGUCACGUCGUUCCGGGUCGUCGUACUCGUCGCCGGGCUCUACGUGCUCCGCCACCCGCGGUUCCGGAGCCAGAUGCCCUCCGCCGCUGCCAACUUCUUCAAGAGGAUGCCCUCCCGGGCCGACACCAUGCUGUAGCAUGCGACUCGCUGCGUUGCCUUGAUCCAUUAUACUGGAGAAAUUUGACAAAAUGCCACACUUUUUUUUUA
Messenger RNA from Brachypodium distachyon (stiff brome), 2984 nucleotides. Its product is annotated as FT-interacting protein 1. NCBI's taxonomy places the organism in Eukaryota, Viridiplantae, Streptophyta, Magnoliopsida, Poales, Poaceae. Bases 538 to 2913 code for a protein of 791 amino acids. The transcript has a single exon. The record is from RefSeq and is a predicted model, not a curated record.